UGCAACUAGUGACGGGUAAAAACCUUUUAACAAGUGAAAUCACUUCUAUUAUAAAUAUCGUUUUUAAAUGCCUUCUGAGAUUAGGACCAUUUAUAGUCACAAAAGCGUGACUGUAUAGACAUUUCACAAAUUGUAGAUGUUCGAAAGGACACAGCACAUACAUUUUAAUGAAACACACACAGCAAGUACAUUUGGGCAAAGCGGACAAAGUACUAUUUUGUGCGUUGCAUGGACUUACGAAUGACAUAACAUUUAACGUUAAGGUGCCGUCGCGCUCACAGCUCUAUUCGCAUUUGGAGGAUACUACUUUAUCUUCCAGUUCCAAUAUAAGAACGGUAAACCAAUACGCAAUUACUAGCUUGCGUGGAAAUAAAUGGAAAGACCAUGGACCGUGACCCAGAAGGCCAUCAUUUCAUGUCCCUGAGACUUUCCAGAGUUCUGAGGGACAUCGGCGUCACCAGACAGAUGGUGACUCGGAGGAGGAGGACAUUCCUGUUUGCGGAGAAGGUGUCAUCUGUAAAUAGACUUAUAAGAUGUGAUGCAAAGUAUAACGCGUUUGUUUUUGGUAGCCAAUCGGAAGGAACAACAACUCUAGGCAUGAAUUCAGAUAUAGAUACUUUUGCAUGGGAAAAACAUUUUAAUGUGAUAAAAUAUUGGUCAGAAUGGGAGCAAGGGGAGAUGAAUCUUUUGAUAAUAAAGAACGAUUGUUCUCCGCCCCAACACUGCUGUUUACAGAUGGUGAGACAUGACUGUCCUUUGCCCGUCACACGGGAGAUGGCGACAGCAAAUUUGGAUAUGGCGGAGACAAUGGAUGGCAUGGUGCUACUGAAAAACACUUGGUUGGAUAAUCCAAUGGAGCAGAUAUUUGGUCGGUUAUUUAGGAAACAAGGGCCCUCAAGAAGUGCUUUGAAAUAUUUAGACGUAAUAGUCGCGUUAAAAUACAGCGGACUGUUGUUUGAAUGCAAUUUCCUAUUCACAAGACCAAAGCCUGGUCACUGGCCGAGACCUGAAAUACUCGCGCAGGCACGUCAGUGUGAAACCUUCCUCGUUCCACAAGGACAUGCUGAGAGUGAUCAGUCACAACUGGAAUGGAGGUUUUCUACGUCAAUGAUUGAAAGACUGCUCAUGUUUGAUCUUAAUAUUUUGAAAAUACAGAUUUAUAUAUUUCUUAAAAUCUUACGAACGUCUUUUUUCAAACCGUUAGUUGGUGAUAGACUUAGCACGUUUCAUUUCAAAACAGCUCUAUUGUUCACCCUAGAGACAUAUCCACCAGAGAUCUGGCAGGAGCGUAACCUGCUGCAGUGUGUUAUAUACUGCCUGAAAACUCUUCAACGUUGGUUCAAGCGUCGUUUUUGUCCACAUUACACAAUCUCGGGUGUGGACCUGUUUGUAGGAAAACUGAGAAAAUGGGAAUUUCCUCUCCUGUCAGCCGUUCUGUCUGACAUGAUAGACAACAUCAUGGACUAUGUCUCCCAGAUAGAAAUGGACCAAAUAGGGGUGAGGAUUGGUAACAUAUGCAGAUCAGUCAGUACAGGAUAUCAGAACUCAUUAGCUACAGUGAGGUUCUGCUUUGAUUGGACUUUAAACGAUAUAUUCGAAUUGUAUUGGAGAUGCACGAUUGAAAAAAUUGACAUUUCUAAAACAAGGAGCAUUCUCAUAAAGGUUCGUGAGAUUCUUUAUGACUCCUAUAUAUGGGAAGAAUUGCAGCAUGCACAGACGUUCCUAUACCAAUAUCUUGCCUCCGUGACAGCAUCUAGGUGUCUUCGCCUGAAAAAUCGAAUACCAUCAGACGUUUACCGCCUGUACGAGGUCUCUCUAGACUCAGAUCUCACCUCCAGUAGAUUGAAGUUUGCAUCUAUGAUGUACUGCAGUGGUCAGUAUGAGAGGGCUAAACAGGUGUUGGUCUACACGGAGGCGCUGAUGCAUGCCGAUGUGUGGCAGUACGGUCGGUUUUCAGGAAGGUCUCAACAUAAGCCUACUGAGAGGUUUAUUCAAAAGGUUUUUGAGCUGCCUGUUUCGGAAGUUAUAAAACGGCAUGUUGCAUGCUCCGUUGUUUUUAAUUCAUUAGAAAUAUGUUGUGUACCUGGGUUCCUAGUAUACGAGAUGCAUAGAACGAUUCGCCCUGAAGAUUUUCACCACAGACGUAAAUCAUUCGAUGAUUGGAUGGACCUUGUAGUGAUUGACUCCAAACCCUUUAUGUUCUACCUGCAGUACCUCACAUUCAGACAACUAGGGGAAGAAGAGAGAAGAUUGGAAGCACUCGAUAAGCUACACAACUACGUUUGUGUUGAGAGUAGAGGGUGUGGUUAUAUAGAUACAGCCCUGAAUGUACUUGGUCACUGCUAUGAACUAGAGAACCGGUAUGAACUUGCAUGGACAGGCUACAGAAAAUCCCUCGGGCUCCUUCCUUACAACAACGCAGCUAGCUGGCAUAUAGCCUUGGCAUGUUACAGAGAAUUUCUAAAAGAAUUUCCCGACAACAACGCAGCAAUAUGGCAUUUAGCCUUGACUACUAGUAUUUGAAGUCUGUUUUUGGUGCCCUCGAGGCCAUGAAAGUGUUUCCGUUAUAAGGUUCGACCCAGCUUCUUCUCUGAUGAGAAUUUGUCAUAGUGUCAAUAGACAACUGGUACCAUGUGUUUUUAUUUCAUAAAUCAAUGAAUUAACGUUAAGUGAUUGAUGAAGAAGAAACAGUUAAACCAUCUGGUUACAUAACAUGCUUUGUUGAAAUAUAAAGACAUCUUAUUUAAACAGUGUUUAAAGGAUUUCGUGUACCCAUGCAUAUGUCAGCUUUAUUAAUAAAAGAACUCAUUAAUCUCACGAUGGCCAAUAUAUAAACAUAUGUUGCUGUGGGUGUUUUUAUAAUUUCUUAAAAAUAAUCUCCUUCAAUAUUAAUUGGGCAACAAGGGGCAAUACGUUCGUCCUCUCUCCAUUCAACAAUCAUGUUGAUUUAGUAUAUAUUUGAGGAUAACACGUCGGAAGAACUAUAGUAUUGUUCCAUUACGGCUCUUUCUUUUCGAAAACAGACCGAAGAUUUUGUUUCCUUUUCUGAUAACCAUCACUAGCAUAAUACUUUUGUUAACGUUUUGUUGUCGAUUUCGAACAGACAAGGAUGUAUUGUGUAUUAUUUAGGCGAGAAUUAUUUAUUAAUGGGCUGUUUUAGUAAAGUGUUAUAUUGUGUAUAACGUAUGUGUUUGCAUUUGUGUACAAUAUAUUAUAUUAUAAUAUAUUAUAAUAGAAAGUUAAUCGAU
Messenger RNA from Mya arenaria, 3248 nucleotides. RefSeq lists its product as uncharacterized. Gene Ontology annotation, molecular function: protein binding. The record is from RefSeq and is a predicted model, not a curated record. The transcript is spliced from 4 exons. Lineage: Eukaryota; Metazoa; Mollusca; Bivalvia; Myida; Myidae. Bases 385 to 2523 code for a protein of 712 amino acids.